AUGACUUCCUCCUAUACAGUCGCUCCACACCUGGAAUAUUUCAAUGUCCCACUGUCUGAUUUCACAGCAGCCCGACCCGAGUUCGAAGCCUUCGGUAUUGGCGGCUACAUUUUCUCACAGAAUGUAAAGCCCACAUCCCCACCACGCAUCUUACUUCUUCAACGAGCAUUAACUGACUCGAUGCCCGGAUGCUGGGAAGGACCUGGCGGGGCCUCCGAACCCGAAGAAGAUAGAACCCUGUUAGAUGGGGUAGUACGUGAAGUACUCGAAGAAUCAGGGUUGCAUGUAUCACGAAUUGUGGAAUUAGUGGCGAUUGAUAGCUGGGUGCAUAAACGGCGUGAUGGACAGACGAUUCAUAUUGCAAAGUAUUCGUUCAUUGUUGAUGUGCAUGAGGCUUUUCAUGAAUCGCUCCGUGGAGAUUCCCAUGUUGUCCAUUACGAUGAGAUUCCUGUUCAGUUGGAGGCUAGCGAGCACCGGGCAUUUGCUUGGGCCGUUGAAGAGGAUGUACAAGCAUCAAUGGAGUCUAUUACAGGGAAAUACAGUCUUCCACUCCCCUCUAGGUGGCAUCAGGGGUCUAAUAUUUUGCGGGCAUUUGAAUUGUUCAGGAACUUGAAGCAGUGA
This is a messenger RNA of Penicillium angulare, 621 nucleotides long. Its product is annotated as NUDIX hydrolase. The transcript has a single exon. The record is from RefSeq and is a predicted model, not a curated record. Lineage: Eukaryota; Fungi; Ascomycota; Eurotiomycetes; Eurotiales; Aspergillaceae. Bases 1 to 621 code for a protein of 206 amino acids.